Parus major (Great Tit) is the source of this 9194-nucleotide messenger RNA. RefSeq names its product myogenesis-regulating glycosidase-like. NCBI's taxonomy places the organism in Eukaryota, Metazoa, Chordata, Aves, Passeriformes, Paridae. Gene Ontology annotation, molecular function: hydrolase activity, hydrolyzing O-glycosyl compounds. The record is from RefSeq and is a predicted model, not a curated record. The transcript is spliced from 2 exons. The coding region runs from base 2584 to 4620 and encodes 678 amino acids. Gene Ontology annotation, biological process: carbohydrate metabolic process; skeletal muscle fiber development.
AUGGCUCGGGAGGGCCCGAGGGGAGCGGGGUGAGGGUGCUGAGCUCUGCCCGGACCUUGGGGUGCGAGCUCUCCGCACCCCGCAGGGACCGCGGGAGCUCUCUGAUGGAUGGGAACCUGGCCGCCAGGAGAUGAACAGAGCCGGGAGACACGUCCCCGGCACCACUUGCAAAGUGUAGCUUCAACUUUUGCCGCUUGAUAAGAUGCUUGGCAGUGAAAACUUUGCAGAUGGGUAUAUGCAGCUCAUUGUGCUCUGUGCUGAGUUGGGUUUGGAGUGGGUUUUGGGACAGCUCUGCCAUCACUGGCCGUAGCAAGGAGCAGCCUAAGCUGUGUUAGAAAGCACAAAUGCUUCUUCCCCUUUUCUCCCCUUACCGCCUUGGGAUACUCAUGAUGUCCAAAGGGCAAAUGCCUGCCACAGCAAAUACCUACAGCCCAGUGGAGAAUGACGUUUGUGAGGUUGUGUCUGCAUGGCUGGAUCUGCACAUGGAAGAGCUGCACGGGAGCACUUAAAGGGAUUGGUGUUUGGGCCAAGGUUGUCCAGCGUCACUGACUGUUGGAUACCGAUGUAAAUUCCAGGACUUGUGUCAACAGCCCAGCAUCAUGAGCCAUCCACAGCUCUCUGGAGCUGCCAGUGCCUGGAGUUUCAUGGUGACUUGAUGGCUGGAAAAUCGGCAGGGCUGUGCCAGAGGGAUGUACUUAGGUUUCCAUUUCUCCCCCAUAUCGUGUUGUAGUGUUUGGAUGUUGGGGUGGGCUCAGGUUUCAGCCUUCAUCAGCAUCCCAAAUGCUGAGUGCUCCCAAGGCACUGAGUCAGAUCUUUGAAGAAAGAAUCUGUGUGACAAAACUUCUCACUAGGCCCCACUUGAGGGGUGAUUUGUCUUGGAGGAUGGAGGAGAGCAGUGAGAUUGACACCUGCUUUAGCAAGAGGCUGUUGGAGUGAUGGGGUGGUAGAUGGCACACGUCUGGUACCAGCCUGAGUUGGGCUGGGGGACCAACAGAUCGUGGCAAAGACCAAAAUCUUUGUGGCUGUAUAUCUUAUAUGGCAAAAGUGGCAAAUGAAAUAAGCUAAUAGCACCAGUAUUUGGUGCUCUGCUUUUGUCACUGUUGGGCAUGAGAUCCUGCCAAAGAGCUGAUUGCUGGGCUCAGGCUUACCCCAUUUCAGAGACCACAAUUUCAGAGCCAGGCUCCCUCCCUUCAGCUCCCCCAGAGCCUGUAGGACUUCUCCAAGGUGGACAGAUGUCCUUAAAGGGACAGCCCUGAAGAUUUCUCUCCCUCAUGCCCAAUGUACUUUGAUACAAGUGGACUGGGAGGACUCAUUUUGUCUUAAAGUCUCCACAAAUCUUUGUGGCUCAGAUAAAUUUAGGCUUCCUGAUGUGCCUCCAGGCAGGGAAAAGCAAAAGCCUCCGGUCAUGAUUUAGUCAUGAGACGAAAGCACCACGAGCUGUGUGCAGGGUUAAAGUGAAAACCCAGCUUAUUAAACUUCAUUUUGGUAAUUAGCACGGGGUGAAGAACAAAGAAAGAUAAUAUUGUAAAGGGGGAAUUGCCGGGGUGUUAAAUAUUAAAUUCUCUGCUGCCAGAAUUGGUUCCCAGUGGCUGUUUUGUAUUCAUGGUCAAACACUGGAUGAGGUGUCUAAAUGGGUUUGGAGCAUUACUUGACACUGAAAACUUUAAAGGACAAAACUGGGCUGCAAAGUCACAAUUCCUGUAAUAAAGGUGUAAGUAUGUAAGACUGGGCAGAGCUGAUGCCAGGGCUUCAAAUCUCCUGCCUCCUCUUGCAGAUGGAGCGAGGUUCUGGCAGCCUGUCUGCGCUUUGCAGAUGAGCUCUGUAUUCACAUGGCCACCUUGGAUUUGGGGUUUAUCCUCCGAGUGCCCAAUGCUGUUUAAUCCUAUCUUAUAAACCAGCCAGCAGCAGUGGGGCAGCUUGUUUCUUUCCACAGAAGGCAGCCUCAUUACUGUUCUGGAUCACAACUCUGCUUAAACUCUCAAGAAAUGGGGAAGAAAACAAAAAACUCCCCAAACCCUGCAUUGGAUUUUGGGGUUGUUAUUUUUUUCGUUUUGCUCUCUGAUUGUGGCGCUCCUGUGGGUGCCGGGAGGGGAUGCGCCGGCCCUUCCCGCUCAUCUGGCAGGGAGGGGAGGUGCGGGAUCCCGGGUCCCCGGGAGCCGAGGCUGGUGGAAGCUGCUCCCGUGUGCGGCCGCCCCUCCUGGCCGGGCUCCGCUCGCCUUGGCACACCCCGGCCGGAGGGUUGGCUGCUCACACAUCCGUCACGGUGCCUGAGAAAACACGGCGGUGACGUGCGGGUCCCCUCCUCCUGCCCGCGGAUACCCGCUAGCUCGGAGCCCCGGAACUCCCUGCGUGAUGGAGCUGCCGGGGACGUGUAGCGGUGCUCCUCUUUUAUGUGCUUAAAAAGACAUCUCUGGUGGAGCCAGGCGGCAGGCAGGGAUCUCCAGGAAGCCAUGGCCAGAGACGGAUGUUCUGGGACAUGGUGGAGGUGGGAGCUCUCCUAACAAUCCAGUGUCUUCUCCUGAGAAUCCCAGCCGUGCUUCCUUCCCACUCCUCUGCAGAAAGCUGUAGAGAAAGCACAGCACCAUGUACACCUUCCUGCCAGAGAGCUUCACACCGGUGAAGCAGAAGCCCUCCAAGGAGCUGAGGCCGAUGCUGGGUGCCAUCUUUCUGGGCCUCAUCCUGUUCAUUGCUGCAGUGGUGGCCUGGUGCUACUACACCGUGUCCCUGAGGAAGGCGGAGCGGCUCAAGACGGAGCUGAUGGACCUGCGGGCAGACGGCUUCGUCAUCCGCAACCAGCACGGGGAGGUGGUGUUCCGGCUGGCCUUCCGCUCGGGCAGCCUGGACCUGGAGUCGUGCUCCAAGGAGGGCGAGAUCCUGAGCUGCUCGCGCUCGAGCCGGGGGCCGCUCAACUUCUUCAUCCAGACGGUGAAGCCCAAGGACACGGUGAUGUGCUACCGCGUGCGCUGGGAGGAGCUGGCGGCCGGCCCGGCCGUGGAGCACACCAUGUUCUGGGAGGACGCCCACUGGUACGGGGGCUCGGAGAUGAGCACCCAGCACUGGCCCAUCCGCCUGGCCGGCUACCAGGAGCCCAUGCCCUACGUGACCAGCGACGUCUACUCCUUCCGCGACAGCUUUGGCGGCAUCCUCGAGCGCUACUGGCUCUCCUCCAAGGCGGCGGCCAUCAAGAUCAACGACUCCGUGCCCUUCCACCUGGGCUUCAACGCCACCGAGCGCACCCUCUUCUUCCAGGCCCGCUACAAGGACUCACCCUACAAGCCCCCACCAGGCCAGCAGCCCUUCCCCGAGCUCAGCUACCGCGUCUGCGUGGGCUCCGACGUCACCUCCAUCCACAAGUACAUGGUGCGCAGGUACUUCAACAAGCCCUCCAAGAUCCCUGCUGAGAACGCUUUCCGAUACCCCAUAUGGUCCACGUGGGCCCUCUACAAGAAUGAUAUUGACCAGGAUAAACUCUUGAGGUUUGCUGAAAAGAUCAAGAAGUACCAUUUUAACUGCAGCCACAUUGAGAUUGAUGACAUGUACACCCAAGCCUAUGGAGACUUUGAUUUUGACCCUGUCAAGUUCCCCAAUGUAACAGAGAUGUUUGCAAAGCUGAGAGAAGAUGGGUUUAAGGUCACUCUGUGGACUCACCCUUUCAUAAACUACAAUUCCUCCAAUUUUGGUGUGGGUAUUGAGCGUCAGCUGUUCAUCAAGGAGCCGUCGGGGCGGCUGCCGGCCAUGGUGGAGUGGUGGAACGGCAUCGGGGCCAUCCUGGACUUCACCAACCCAGCAGCCCGUGACUGGUUCCAGAGCCACCUGCGCCAGCUCCGGCACAAGUACGGCAUCUCAUCCUUCAAGUUUGACGCGGGUGAGACCAGCUACCUGCCCAAGCAGUUCAGCACCUUCCGCCCACUGUCGGACCCCAGCAUCUGGUCCCGGCGCUACACGGAGAUGGCCAUCCCCUUCUACGAGCUGGCCGAGGUGCGCGUGGGCUACCAGUCACAGAACAUCUCCUGCUUCUUCCGCAUCAUUGACCGGGACUCUGUCUGGGGCUACGAGCUUGGCCUCAAGUCCCUCAUCCCCACUGUCCUCACCAUCAGCAUGCUGGGGUACCCCUUCAUAUCUGCUGACAUGAUAGGGGGCAAUUUUUUCCCCAAUAAAACCAAUGGUGCUGUGGAGAUCCCUGACCGGGAGCUGUACGUGCGCUGGCUGGAGCUGUCGGCCUUCAUGCCCUCCAUGCAGUUCUCCAUCCCUCCCUGGCUCUACGACAAGGAGGUGGUGGAGAUCGCGCAGAAGUUCACAGAGCUCCACGAGUCGCUGGUGGCCCCGCUGCUGCUGGAGCUGGCGGGGGAGGUCACCGACACGGGCGACCCCAUCAUCCGUCCCAUCUGGUGGAUCUCGCCCCGCGACGAGGCCGCUCACAGGAUCGACUCCCAGUUCCUCAUUGGGGACACCCUCAUGGUGGCUCCUGUGCUGGAGAUGGGCAAGCAGGAGCGGGAUGUCUACUUGCCAGCAGGCAAGUGGCGCAGCUACAAGGGGGAGCUGUUUGAGAAGACCCCAGUGCUGCUCACCGACUAUCCUGUUGAUCUGGACGAAGUUGCCUAUUUCCUCUGGGUUUCCUAACAGCCUCCUCUUCAUCAGCUUUGGAAUAACCAUGCCUUACCUAGGACUUUCUAACAGAUAUUAACUCUAAUUGCACAUUUCAUUUGAGACUGGGGUGGAGAAAGGGAGCUAAUAGACUUCACUGUUCUUGGGGAUAAUUUUUUUUUUUUUAUUUGGGGAUUGAUCUUGAUUUUUUUGAUUUGGGUCUGGUGGUAGGCUCUGGCUGGAUUACAGUAGGCAGCAAUUUGUCUGUAUAAGUCAGAAAUGAAUCGUCAGUCUGUCUGCAGACAAUAGUAAACCCAACACCUUUUCAGUUCUCAAGGAUUUCAAGAGUUGGAAGUUGCUUAGUGCCAGUGUGGAGCAUUUUUAGUCAUGUGGGAGCACCUGGCACUGGGUAUGGGGGUGUGUGCUGUGGGAGGAUUGCUACUGCACAGCCUGCCGUAAGUUUUAUAAUAUGGCAAGUACAUUAAAAUGGAUAUUUUUCAGAGCAUAAAGCAAAAUAGGGUUACAUAUGAAUAUUUACACACCUAUUUUUCUCCCUUUUGUCUCCCAUGGUGCUGGACUGAUAGUUGCCCCAUGCUCUUUCUCAUGACUCCCGCUUGUGUUAACUUGUAUUAGCAGACCAUGACACUCCUGCUUUCCUGGGUACCAGGCAGGCCAGGUCACUCAAGUGUUGUCCAUGUGUUUUAACUGAAUGGGUUGCUUAUUUCUUGCUGGGACAGCUGCUUCCCACCUGCUCACCCAUUUGACUUCCUCUACAAAGCCCUUGCCUGUGCGUUUUGCCUGGGGCAUCAACAUUGCCUUUCCUAGAGCAGCACCGCCUGUACCAGCAGGUCCCAUUUUUUAAGCAUUUAUGACUCCACUUGGUUACAUGAUUAUCCUGCUGAUACCAUCCUUUCUGGUUUUUAAGGACAGAUGAGGUUUGUUGCUGGCAGAAGGGCUGCCUGGAGCAAAGCUGUCCUCAGACACUCGGUGCGGCGCUUCCCUGGGAACAGCCGGUUCCCGCGAGCGGCACGUGUAGUGGAUUGACAGUGCUGUUUGCCGAUAGCCGGCUUGCCUGUGGGUGGAAAACACCAUCUUUAUGAACUGACGGGUCUGUGCCAGCGGGUGUUCUCACUGCACCCACGGAAGCGUUCUCAUUUAACGCCAAGUUAAGCUAAUACCCAUCUCAGGUGGAGGGUUCUCCUGAGUCAGCCCGCCCCUCUCCCUGGGAGAGUCCCAAGGAGCUUUCUCAGGCAGCGUUGAUGUUGCUGGAGGUGGGAUUGCUGUGAGAGGCUUCUGGAGAGCACAUGGGGUGAUGUGAUCCUGCACCCCACAUCCCCAGCAGCUGCCUCUUUGGCAGAUUUCCCAUUUGGUUUUGUAUGGGAAAAUGCAUUUAAAGAGACCCAAGGCAGGGCAAACAGGAUUGAAGUCUGGCAAUCUUCUUCCCGAAGGCAAGAAUUCCCAGCUCUGCCCCAGUUGGGAACAUGUGUCAGCCCCUGAAUUUUCAACGAGCUUCUGCAGAAUCAAAUUGUGAUGGCUGGGAAGGGCUGGGCACCCUGCCCAGGUUACAGCCAGCCAAGGACAUCUUGGCAUCUGUGAGGCUUUUCCUGGGAUUGUGUCUGGGCUGGGCAAGGGUCUGGCACAAGUCAGCCACCCAGGGAGAUGGUGCAUGUUUUGGGUAGGGUUGGGUACCAGUCAGCUCUUUCUCAAAGCCCAUCUCCUGGCACACCGCUUUUCAGGAGGCAGAAAAGGAGAUGCACUAAAAGCUUGAUUGUUGUGAUGGGGUGCAGGAGGAGAAAUUUCAGUGUUAGGGGCAAAAUCUGAAGUGCUUUUGUAGUUAGGAAGUGAGAAAGACCUGAAUCUGCCCUGUAUACAUCAAAAUGAGAUGUAGGGUAGCCUUACAGGCCCCUGCCCAGCUGGAGCACAAUUAUCUCCUGAAGCCUGUUUGUUUCUCAGGCUUUAAAUUCUGAAGGACUCAAGUUUCUUCCCAGCCACCAGUGCAAAUAAUGGUGAUGUUACAAAUGUUACAAAUUACAGGCACCCUCUGGCAAGGAAUUAAUCCUGGAACCUCAGUGUCACUCAUCAGGGCAAUGGCAGGCUUUGGCCCAUGUUUGCAGGGUGGAGUUGAAGGUGAGGAGAUGAGUUUGGCCAAAGCUUUUAAGAAGAGCUAAGUGUGGAGGGAGCUUCUGCAGCCCCAGAAGUGCAUGAAGACCAUGCUUUGAGAGGCUCCAGCUCUUCCCUUUCAACCUUUGCACAUGAAAUACUUGUCAUCCCUUGGCAUGGGAAUUAUUAGGUGGAGGAGAUGUUGCACAGCUCAGCUGCCAGUGAAGAAUUGGGAUCCUUGGCACAGGACUUCAUGGGAAGAAUCCUGGCAUGACCAUGAAAUGCUGUCUUCUCUUCCCCAGGUUCUGUGCUACUCACCAUAUGCAUCACUCAUGAGGAAUGAGGCUGUGUGAAGAGAAACACAGCAUCCCUGUUAGUAUCCUUCUACUAUUGAAAUGAUGGAAGGAGCCAGAUGAGUGCCUUCAAUCUCCUUGCAGUGGUUUCGGGCACUGUCGGGAAGGUCACGGAGGAAAUUCUCCAUUAGACACACCAUCUUCUUUCCCCUCCCAUAUAAAAGAAAGGAUUUUAUUAACAAAGUUAUAAUUUUAUUUUAUUUAACUAUAUCAAUGAAUGGGUAAGAUUAUAGAAAACUCUUAUUUUUCUAAAUGCUGUAAUUAGGGCACAAGUGGACAUGGCUAUUCAGUGGUCCAGUACUUGAGUUCUGUGUCCAGUUCUAGGCCACUCACUUUGGGAAGGAUGUUGAGAUGCUUAAGCACACCCAGAGGAGGGCAACAAGGCUGGUGAGGGGCUUGGAACAUGAGCCCUGUGAGGAACAGCUGAGGGAGCUGGGGUUCUUUAACCUGGAGAAAAGGAGACUCAGAGGUGACCUUAUCACUCUUUGCAACUCCCUGAAGGGUGGCUGUAGUCAGGUGGGGGUUGGUCUCUUUGUCCAGGUAGCCACUGACAGAACCAGAGGACACAGUCUCAAGAUGCAUCAAGGGGAAUAUAGGUUGGAUAUUAGGAAAAAGUUUUACAGAAGGGGUGAGAAAGUACUGGAAUGGUCUGCCCAGGGAGGUGGUGGGGUCACCAUCCAUAGAUGUGUUUAAAACUACUGGAUGUGGCACUCGGUGCCAUGGUUUAGUUGAGAUGUUAGGGCUGGGUUGGACUCAAUGACCUUGAAGGUCUUUUCCAACCUAGAGAUUCUGUGAUUCUGUCCAACAAGAAGAAAGGUAAAGCUGCUGAGAGGACUACGAGCUGAUGUUUGGGAUAGGCUCAGCAGUGCUGCCUUAAGCUGUCACACAGGCUUCUAGGUAACCUUUCCAUCCAACUUUUUACCAAAACCACUAUUUCUAACACUAUGCUGUAGAACUGCAGGGCUUGAGGAUCUCUCAGACCUUGCAGACCAGAAGUUCUGCACAGAUACCUUGGGAACUGCUGCUAGGGAUAUUUCUCUGAUUUACACCUUGAGUCACUAGUCAAAGCUGGAUUUAGCUUGUCUCAGCCAAAAAAAAAAAGCCCCAGACAAGGUUUGGGAGUUGGAUUCAGCCUUUUCACACAUGAUGCUUAUGUGAUUGAAUUUUGAAGCUUGCACUGUUGUGUAUCAGGUUUUCUGGAUGCUUGUGUUUGUACAUGCUGUCCUCUGUCAGACUGUAAUUCUGAUGGGUCUGUUUUCUAAUUCAAUUUUCUAAUUCCUAAUUGGUAUGAAUUGUAACAUGAAUCACCUUGACUGAGAUAAAAUUUUGGAAAACAAAAAGAAAUUUAACUAUGUCCAUCUGUACCAAGUGGGUGGGGCUGGUGAUUCAGGGAGAUUUGGGGCUUUUCUUACCCUAGUCUUCACUGAAAUCAGGGUUGAGAUUGUUUUAUUUAAAACUUGCAGCCUGCAGCUUUGAUGUAUGUUUUAAAAGGAGAAGCUGGCAGUAACCUCACUCUUGUGUUUGCAGUGAUGGCAGACAAUCCCACUGGAUUGAAGAUUGUCCUCCCUUAGGUCCUGACAGCAAAGAGACUAGCUGUGCCUUAGGGCUGGCCUGGAAAAGGCCAUGUCCAGGUGAACCCCAGUGUUGUGUCAGCCCCAGGGGUGGGGACCAUAUACACCUCGAGGGUUGUGGCCCUAUUUCUACUAACAUUCACCCCAAAAAAGGUUUGUCAACACGGAAUCUGGGGGUUUGCUAGUCCAUGCUGUUCUCACAGGACACAUACUUCAAGGCUGUUUGUCGGAGAUGAGCACGAGGAGCCUGUUCUCAGUUUCCCUUGGUCUCUCCAGAAGGUCCUUCUGACUGUCCCCACCAUCCCCAUGGUUUCCCUUGCUAGAUGACACUGACAGCAAGGACAUGGAUAGAUAUUUGUGGCUAUGGGAGCACCAGGAAUGGAGACUCGUUUAGGAGCCCACCUUGCCCCACAUCACCCCUUUUGCCCUAAAUAAUGCUUUUUCCUUCCUUUUCCAUUUUUACCACACAAACCAUAGCUGCCUUAUGCCAUUGGGCAUCACUAGCAGCAGCCAACCCAUACAGCGUGGCUUGAGGGUUGAGAUGGACUUUAUUUCACUCCUUUUGCAAUAAAAGAUGUUUUCUCAA